CAUGAUCCAGCUAUUAUGCUCACAUGAUUGUGAAGCACUGAAGUCACGAUUGUUAUUUUGAGGUGUCAUCAUGAGAUUGGUCGGACUUUUAUCAUUACUCGCUUUCGUAAGCGUUGGGAGCAGUUCCCUGUUGGGCUCCAGAAAGUGUACCUGGGGGCCAUCCUACUGGUGUAGCCAUGUGUCCCGGGCCAAGGAGUGUGGGGCUGUCGACCACUGUCUACAAACAGUCUGGACAAAACAGAUGGAAUCUACCAAGGACAGCAACACACAGUGUGAGAUUUGUGAAAAAAUGAUCAACAUGGUUCGUGAGGUACUGAAAACCAAGUCAGUGGACGAUGUUAUAUCCUACAUCAAGGACCUGUGUGAUGUCCUACCAUUUAACCAGACCUACAAGACAGAGUGUAUCAACAUGGUGGACGAUGUGGACACAGUGAUCAAACUGUUACAGAGCAACAUGACUGCCAAAGCAAUGUGUGGAGUGUUCAUGCCCUGCAAUGGAUUUGAAGACAGUGUAAACCAUCACAAACAGCCUGAGACCAAUGCUUUAGUCCAGACCCCUUUGGUGGCAGCCACACCUGUCAAGGCUGGCAACAUCUGUACGGACUGUGUCAACUUCAUGACUGACAUCAAAAGUCUUCUUACUGAUCCCAACACUGAGAGUCAGCUGAUUGGAAUGAUAAAACAGAUUGUGUGUGCCCAGCUUGGCACGGUAGAGUCCAUUUGUGAUGACCUGGUGGAUACCUACGUGCCUCAGGGUCUGUCACUGCUCUCCUCCUAUGUGGAUCCUCAGGUGACAUGCAGUGCAGUUGGUUUCUGUACAGGCACAGACACGCAGGAACUUCGAACCAAAUUCAGGGACAUCAAAACCUUUGUCAUGGUUGUCCUGAGAAAGAUGGGCGUCCAUGUUACCACCAAUGCAUUAGAAUGUGAUGCCUGUAAGGCAAUAACUACCGAUGUCAGAAAUAUGGCCCGUGACCCCACCAUGCAGAGGAAGGUGGUUGACUUUGUUGAGGUGAAUCUGUGUGCUCAUCUAGGUGAAUUAGCUGAAAUGGUAAGCCCAUGUUACUCCUUUAUAUGGGACUCCUUUUAUGGUCACCAUCAUCAGAUGGUGCAGUAGGCUGUUCAA
Messenger RNA from Mizuhopecten yessoensis (Yesso scallop), 1126 nucleotides. Its product is annotated as prosaposin-like. The transcript has 12 exons. Lineage: Eukaryota; Metazoa; Mollusca; Bivalvia; Pectinida; Pectinidae. Gene Ontology annotation, cellular component: lysosome. The record is from RefSeq and is a predicted model, not a curated record. Gene Ontology annotation, biological process: sphingolipid metabolic process. Bases 71 to 1117 code for a protein of 348 amino acids.